Camellia sinensis is the source of this 2638-nucleotide messenger RNA. The record is from RefSeq and is a predicted model, not a curated record. NCBI's taxonomy places the organism in Eukaryota, Viridiplantae, Streptophyta, Magnoliopsida, Ericales, Theaceae.
GAACCCUAAAACCCCAAAACGCACCAUUCGAUCGGUCUCAGCAAGCUUCUUCGUCAUUCUCUAUAAGCAAUGGAGAUGUCAGAUGAGACAGUGAUUGUCAAUACUAGUAGAUUGAAAUCUGUUGUAUGGAAUGAUUUUGAUAGGGUUAAAAAAGGUGACACCUAUGUGGCUGUUUGUAGGCAUUGCAAAAAGAGACUCAGUGGUUCUAGUACCAGUGGGACAUCACAUUUGAGGAAUCAUUUAAUCAGAUGUCGGAGAAGAUCAAGCCAUGACAUUGUUCAACUGCUUUCAACAAAGGGAAAGAAAAAGGAAGCAACUCUUGCAAUUGCAAAUUUUAGUUUUGAUCAAGAGCAGAGGAAGGGUGAAAUGCUUAACCUCGUACAUAAUAGGUAUGAACAAGAACAGACAAAUGAUGGUACCAUUAAUGUUGGACAUAGUAACUUCGAUAAUAAGCGUAGUCGAUUUGAUCUCGCUCGCAUGAUUAUUUUGCAUGGUUAUCCUUUGUCUAUGGUUGAGCAUGUUGGAUUCCAACUAUUUGUUAGAAAUCUUCAGCCUUUGUUCGAGUUAGUGACAUUUAAUAGGGUUGAGGCCGACUGUAUUGAAAUUUAUCAUAAAGAGAAACAGAAGGUGUAUGAGGUGCUAGAUAAGUUACCUGGUAAAAUCAGCAUUACUGCUGAUGUGUGGGUUGCUAAGGAAGAUGUUGAUUACUUAUCUUUGACUGCACACUUUAUUGAUGAUGAUUGGCAAUUAAAAAAGAAGGUUUUGAAUUUUAUAAUGGUUGAUCCUUCUCAUACAGAAGAUAUGCUUUCAGAAUUUAUCAUGACAAGUCUAAUGGAUUGGGAUAUCGAUCGAAAAUUAUUUUCAAUGACAUUUGACAGUAGUUCUACCAAUGACAAUAUCGUCUGUAGAAUUAGAGACCGACUCUCCCAGAACAGGUUUCUUUUGUGUAAUGGUCAAUUAUUUGAUGUACGCUGUGCAGCAAAUAUUAUUAAAUUGAUGGGUCAAGAUGCCUUGGAAGCACUGUCGGAGGUAACCCAUAAGAUUCGGGAAAGCAUUAGGUAUGUUAGAAGUUCACAAGCAGCACAGGAAAAGUUCAACGGGAUGGUUCAUCUUGCGAGCAUUGAUAAUCAGAAGUGCUUGUGUGUUGAUAAUUCAACACGAUGGAACUCAACAUAUUUCAUGCUUGAAGCUGCUUUAGUGUAUAAAGAUGCGUUUUCUCUUCUGCAAGAACAUGAUCCCAUUUACACAUUGUGUCCAUCUGAUAUAGAGUGGAGCAGAGCAAGUGCCAUUACUGGCUAUUUGAAGCUCUUUGUUGAGGUUUCUAAUGUUUUCACAGGGACCAAGUAUCCGACAGCAAAUAUAUAUUUUCACGAGAUUUGUGAUGUGCAUUUGCAGUUGAUUGAAUGGUGCCAGAACUCGGAUACUUAUCUUAGUUCUUUAGCCUUGAAGAUGAAAAGCAAAUUCGAUGACUAUUGGAAGAAGUGCAGCUUGGCUUUGGCAGUUGCAGCAAUAUUAGAUCCUCGGUUCAAGAUGAAGUUAGUAGAGUAUUAUUAUCCUCAAAUUUAUGGCACGAGUGCUUCUGAUUGUAUCGAUAUUGUUUCUAAUUGUAUGAAAACACUUUACAAUGGGCAUGCCAUUUGCUCCCCAUUAGAUUCUUAUGGUCAAGGCUUGUCUUGUCAAGUAGGCGGUGGUGGUGGGGGUGGUAAUGAAUCUCGGGAUAGACUAACGGGCUUUGACAGGUUCCUCCAUGAAACUUCACAGAGCCAAAACACAAAAUCAGAUUUGGACAAAUACUUGGAGGAACCACUUUUUCCUCGCAAUAUGGAUUUCAGCAUUUUAAAUUGGUGGAAAGUUCACACACCAAGGUAUCCCAUUCUAUCUAUGAUGGCCCGCAACAUUUUGGGAAUUCCCAUGUCAAAAGUUUCAUUGGAGUUUGCAUUCAGCACUGGAGAUCAAAUGCUUGAUCAUUACCGGAGUUCACUAAGAUCAGAUACUGUGCAAGCCCUAAUGUGUGCACAAGACUGGAUGCGGAAUGAACCUGAAGAUUCCAAAUCUACCUCGAGCCAGUCUACUUUGGCUCUAUGCUACGACGGGAAUUAACAAGGAUUAUUGGUCUGAAAUUGUAGGUUGUAUAUGCUUCCCUUCACACCUGUGUGAAAGCUGUAGUGUUUGAUGGAAUUCUUUUUCAUACUUUGGUUGUAAUUAGCUCAAGAGGGCUAAGGGAAGAAGUAACAAGAGGGGAGGUAGCCAAGGGUGCUGUAAGGGUAGAGGAGCUGCCAAGAGGUAUGAUAGAGAGAGAUGUAAAAGAUAUCAUUGAGCAGAAAGUCCAUGGAACUUGGAGCUUAUGGAUUCAAUUAUCCUUGAGCAGGGAUCUUGGAUAUUGAUGUUGGAUUAUGGAUGUUUUUGAUCUCACCAUUGUAUUCUCAAUUGGUCUCGGUAUGUGCUGAACCACAUUAAAUAUUUGUGUUUCUCUUGUGUGCGCGUGCAUGUUUAUUUAUUUUAAGCAUUCUUCCACUAGCACAUGGAACUCCUUAUUUUGAGCAUUCUUCCACUAGCACAUGGAACUUGUCUUCUCAAGAAAUAGUGUCAAACCAAUAUAAUUUAUUAUUAUUUGAGGAUGUGAUAUUUUUUUCCCCCU